AUGUCCAUCGAAAACCUCAAGACCUUCGACCCCUUCGCCGAAGCCGACGAAGAUACCGGCGAGACUAAACAGUCUCAGAACUACAUCCACAUACGGAUUCAGCAACGCAAUGGUCGCAAGACUCUGACCACUGUUCAGGGUCUUCCCAAGAAGUUCGACCAGAAGAAGAUUCUUAAGGUCAUCAAGAAGAAAUUCGCUUGCAAUGGCACCAUCGUCUCUGACACUGAGAUGGGCGAGGUGAUUCAGCUGCAGGGAGAUCAGAGAAAGGAUGUCCAGGAGUUCUUGACUGACAAGAAGGAGGGACUCGAGCUUGAUGCCAAGACCAUCAAGGUCCACGGGUUCUAA
This is a messenger RNA of Penicillium crustosum, 345 nucleotides long. RefSeq names its product translation initiation factor eIF1. The record is from RefSeq and is a predicted model, not a curated record. Gene Ontology annotation, cellular component: eukaryotic 43S preinitiation complex. The transcript has 5 exons. Lineage: Eukaryota; Fungi; Ascomycota; Eurotiomycetes; Eurotiales; Aspergillaceae. Gene Ontology annotation, biological process: translational initiation. The coding region runs from base 1 to 345 and encodes 114 amino acids. Gene Ontology annotation, molecular function: translation initiation factor activity; ribosomal small subunit binding; RNA binding.